Molecule: messenger RNA, 1653 nt
Organism: Leishmania major strain Friedlin
Lineage: Eukaryota; Euglenozoa; Kinetoplastea; Trypanosomatida; Trypanosomatidae
Exons: 1
Coding region: 1-1653 (550 amino acids)
Source: RefSeq, a predicted model, not a curated record
AUGCGCAGAGUUUUAUUAUGUACGCUGCGCGGGUGCCUGCAUCGAGGGCUUACUCUUCGACCAGAGUCGACCGUGGAUCCGGCCCGGUAUCCUCUUGGCUAUGUUCCGGUGGACGGAAGUGAGUCGAUUGAUUUGGUGUACGCGCUACUGAAGCGAGGUCACUUUGUGGCACCGCUGGCUCGAAUCGAGGUGAUCCACAAGGUAAGCGUGGGAGCGCGGGCGUUGUGUAGAUCGGAGUACCCCAUUGUCUCGGCGCAAGAUGUGCUGACUUUGCACCUGCGAGAAAAGGAGAUUCUCGGUCGCGUUCUCAUUCGCCGCGACUUUUGGACGCUCGAUGACUUCAACGACGCGGAGCUGAAUCAGAGUUUUGGUGUGCAGAACCUGUACUUUGAUAACUACAAGUGGUCACAAGUUCUGUGGCGGCGCUUUCAGGCAUAUGUGGAGGAGUAUUAUCCGGUGUCAGACCACACGCACCUGCUAUACAGCGAGUAUGUGCAGCUGGUGCGCAGCUUCUCCUCCUUCGAGCAGGGGACCUUGGUGAAGCCGGCGUUGCCAACGUCUCUUCGGCUGCACUUGCCCUAUGGUGCGCUGCCGCCUAGCAAAUUUACGCAGGAGCCGAUCUUGCUGCUCAAAAAAUGGCUGCAGAAUUUCCGUGGUCCCCUCAUGCUGCACAAGGCUCUUGUCCUGAAUGCCGGCUCAGGUGUUGUGGCGUUCGCCACAAAGGUUUGCCAUGUGCCGAUGGUGCGUGGAGUGGACUCGCGGCCUCGGUUCAUCGAGGCAUGUCGGAAGGAUGCCGCUCGCUCGCCAAAGCUGUCGAAUGUCAGCUUUCAGGUGGCGGAGAUGUUUCCGGAAGUCACCGACGAGAUGAAGGAUGCGCCCCGAAAAGGGAAAUAUGACCUUGUGAUUUUUUACCCGGAUGAGGAGAUUGUGUCCGCGCUGUGGGAUGGUGAGAACGAUGCAUUUGCGCCAACAGCACAGGGCUAUGCAGGGAAACUGGAGGAAUUCUUCGAGAAGGUAACGCCGCAUCUCACGGAGAACGGCGUGAUCGCGGUGUGUUGUACGAAUAUCCACGCCUUGUUGUUUCCGGACUAUCCACACCCCAUCGAGUAUGAGGUGAAGAUCAAUCGCCGGUUUGUCAUCCUGGAUUAUUAUGACACCCCGGCACGGUACUCUGGCAAUAUUCGCACAAAGUUUUUGGAGCCGGCAAUUGAAUGUCAUCCGGAGUUGAAGAGGAAGCUGCGCUCGGAGCUGUGGAUUCUGCACAGAACUGAGUCGAUUGGUCACUUCGGGUUCAUUCACGGCAUUCCUGGCGCCAAGCCGCCGAGUAUGGAAAAGUGGCGGACGAAGAAUAUGGGACUGGAGCGGCAGAAAGCGUUGAAGGAUCACGUGCGCUUGAUGGGCGGUGACUGGGGGGACUACAAGAGUCGGCUCAUCAGAAUGCUCCAAGAGCAAACAGAUGAGCCGGAAGACGAUGUAGCGGAGUCUAUUCGAAUGACUCUAGACCCAACGUAUCCAGCCAUUCUGGCGGAGCGCGCACGCAAGGCGGUGGAGAUGCGCGAGAAGGAGAGGGAGGAAUUUCACCGCUCUGUAGCUCUCGAAUACUGUGACUGUUCUCCGAGAGAGGCGUUUCGGAGGAGAAACGUCUUCUCGUGA